GAUUUUUGUAAAUACUACUUGCGACACUAAAACUAAAGUAGCUUAGAAUCUGUGUUAGAUCGGUAAUUAGUGGUAGCAAUUGCUAAAGGAAUCAACAGGGAAGAAAUGGGUAUUGUUUUUACUCGGAUGUUCUCCUCUCUGUUCGGUAACAGAGAAGCUCGAAUUCUCGUACUGGGUCUUGACAAUGCUGGCAAAACUACUAUUCUCUAUCGGCUUCAGAUGGGUGAGGUAGUCUCUACAAUUCCAACGAUUGGGUUUAAUGUAGAGACUGUACAAUACAACAACAUCAAGUUUCAAGUAUGGGAUUUAGGUGGUCAGACAAGCAUCAGGCCAUAUUGGAGAUGCUAUUUCCCAAAUACACAAGCAAUAAUUUAUGUUGUUGAUUCAAGUGACACUGAUAGAAUUGGAAUAGCCAAGGAAGAAUUUCAUGCCAUUUUAGAGGAGGAUGAACUUAAAGGUGCAAUAGCCCUAAUUUUUGCUAACAAGCAGGAUCUACCUGGUGCGCUUGAUGCUGCUGCCGUGACCGAGGCUUUGGAGUUGCACAAAUUAAAAAACCGUCAGUGGGCAAUAUUUAAAACAUGUGCAGUCAAGGGUGAAGGACUUUUUGAGGGCAUGGACUGGUUAAGUAAUACUCUCAAAUCAGGAGGUGGCUAAAUUAUUUCCAGAUCCCAAGAUUUUUACUAAAUGUACCCAUAAGUUUCACCACCAUUGACUUGCGGUUGGCAUGUGAUUUAUUACUUGCAGUUUCUUAUGUUGUUUAAAUUACAGGUCAGAACUUGUACAAUUUGAGUUGAUAGAUGGUGUUUUAAACUUGGUUUGAACCAAUUUUGGAAAAUGGAAGGAAGGGUUUUGUUCUUAAA
Molecule: messenger RNA, 860 nt
Organism: Gossypium raimondii (Peruvian cotton)
Lineage: Eukaryota; Viridiplantae; Streptophyta; Magnoliopsida; Malvales; Malvaceae
Product: ADP-ribosylation factor 3
Exons: 8
Coding region: 106-654 (182 amino acids)
Biological process (GO): vesicle-mediated transport; intracellular protein transport
Cellular component (GO): cytoplasm; Golgi apparatus
Molecular function (GO): GTP binding; GTPase activity
Source: RefSeq, a predicted model, not a curated record